Messenger RNA from Dioszegia hungarica, 831 nucleotides. RefSeq lists its product as uncharacterized. Bases 1 to 831 code for a protein of 276 amino acids. The record is from RefSeq and is a predicted model, not a curated record. Lineage: Eukaryota; Fungi; Basidiomycota; Tremellomycetes; Tremellales; Bulleribasidiaceae. The transcript is spliced from 2 exons.
AUGACCGUCAGAGCUCCAGGACUACGUCCGUCGGACCAGGUGGCGCGCAUCCCUCUUGGCCCCAAAAGCUGUAAUCUCGACCCAUUCUGCAACAUUAUCUCUCUUGCGGACGAGCUCCCCACUCUGGCGUCCAAGACCCCGACCAAGCAAAGGCACCAGCCAACAAUAUACGGAGGCGGCGAGCUUGACAGUGAGGGGGACAAGGAGAAUGUUGCGCCCAGUCGAGACCCGCUAUCUCACGAUCCGGCCCCAACGUUCUUGCUGUGCCGACUCGCGGCCCUUCGCAUAUCCCGUCCUUCUGAGGCAGUUCCGGAUCUUCCCGGAGGCCAGCUACGUCCAGCAUCUCCUCUGCGGCGGUCUACCCUAUCAGCCACGCCUGCCCUCCUUCCUGCCACUCCUCCUCCUCGAGCGGCAAGGACGCGGCGGACAAUCAUCACUACCCGCUACUUCAUCAAGGACCAGCAGGCUGCUGAAGCGUAUUUUCUCGCCGCGAGGGAGGCCGCCCGGAUCGCCACGGCUCGGUAUGGCCACCCCGAAGACGUCCCAGCUCCCAUACUACCUCUCAUCUCGGAUCUGCAAUCACAUUUCGAAAGUUCAUAUACACCGUAUGACCUACCCCCGACGCCACCGCUCAAGGCCGGAUCAUCUCCAUAUCAGCGCGGCCAGCGGUCCCUCCAUCGCCUAUCGUUCGCGCCGGAGCAAGUGAAGAGAGACGCAAAGAGGCGGGUCAUGGGUCUGUGGGAGGAGCUGCUCAGGGCGAGGACAGGGGAGCCAAUCACGGGGCGGGACGAUCUGACCGAGGGUCUGAGGUGUGGUAACUGUAUGUACUGA